Notothenia coriiceps (black rockcod) is the source of this 1277-nucleotide messenger RNA. It is a transcript of the gene gpr141, whose product is annotated as G protein-coupled receptor 141. Gene Ontology annotation, cellular component: membrane. The record is from RefSeq and is a predicted model, not a curated record. Gene Ontology annotation, biological process: G protein-coupled receptor signaling pathway. Gene Ontology annotation, molecular function: oxysterol binding; G protein-coupled receptor activity. Bases 227 to 1189 code for a protein of 320 amino acids. The transcript has 2 exons. NCBI's taxonomy places the organism in Eukaryota, Metazoa, Chordata, Actinopteri, Perciformes, Nototheniidae.
ACAGACAUGGUUGAUUUUCACAAUCUCAACUUCCACAUGAGUUGUUACCAAUAAGUGCACAGACACACACAUAGGCGUUUACCACACGAAGAGCUUACCCCAUGUGUGCCGGCAAAUCCUGAUGACAAAGAUAAUUAGAUUUAAUGUAGAGGAAAUACUCGCUCUGGAUGCGUCAUUUUCACACAUUCAAGAGCACUCAGCUGGCGGUUCUUCUGAGAACUAAAAAAUGGCUACCACGGUCCCCCAAAGCAUGUUAUCUUCGGCCUUAACCUCCAUGAUGACCUCCAUGAUGACCUUGAGCUCCUCACCGAACACCGCAGCCCCCCUGGACAAUACGUCAGACUCCAAAGAGUACCACACCGUCCUCCUGGUCAUCAACUCGGUGGUUCUGCUCAUUGGCAUCGUCAGCCUGAGCCUGAUGAUGCACAUCAUGAGGUUCAGCUCCACAUCCAUCACCUCCAUAGCCGUACUCAACCUCAUCUUCACCCACUUCAUCUUCCUCCUGAGCGUGCCCUUCAGGAUUUACUAUUACGCCAAUCAUCAAUGGAACCUGGGCUCCGGGUUUUGCCGGGUGAUCAGCGGCAUGAUCCACAUCCACAUGUACAUGUCCUUCCUCUUCUACGUGAUCAUCCUCGUCACACGCUUGAUUUCGUUCUACUACAACACUGAGCUUGUGGUAUCCUUCCAGAAGUUCCACGCUCUCCUCAUCAGUGGAGCGGUGUGGAUCGUGGUGCUCGUCGUGGUCCCUUGCAUCAUGCAUGCUUUCUACGGCACAUUGGGAAACGACACGCGCAGUGAAAACAACACAAAUACCACUUGCUUCAAGUUUGGAAACAACAUAGCUGCUGCAAAAGUGUUAAACUACAUCGUCAGUAUAGCGAUCAUAUUGGUAGCUUCAGUGCUGACAGGCCUCCAAGCCAACGCCCUGAGGGUUUUAUACAAGAAGCACCGUGAGGGGUGCAGCUCGCAGCAGGACUACGGGGCUCAGCAGAAGAGUCUGUGCUUCGCUCUCGUCAUGGUCGUCUGCUUCAUGCCCUACCACAUGUUCCGGCUCAACUACUUAGAAAACAUCCACCUGGAGAACGUCAACGAGGUGUUUCUGACUCUGACCACUUUUAAUUGUUUGGACAUGCUCACCUUCCUGGGCAGGAGAACCUGGUUGAUGUGCUGCCCCAAAAUGACUUUUUGACAUUUCUUGGAAGUGCGUGUGGUGCAGUGGGUUGUGCGUUGGUGUUCGGAUCAGGGGGGUCACAGGUUCAAAUCCUACUGCAGUCAGC